AUGGCGAGGCAUCGUUCCCGUUCAGUAUCGCCGCGUCCGAGGGAUAGGCUCCGCGAGCCCGAGCGGGAGAGAGACAGAGAUAGGCGGGACAGGAAGUAUCCCAAGCACGAUUCAGACUCAGAGGACGACAAACGGAGGUCGCGUCGGACGAGGAGCCGCAGCCGUGACGCUGAUGACGGAGGUCGUCGUAGGCAGAGGAACAGGAGUGCAAGCGAGGAGAGGGAAAGAAAGAAACGCAAACGCGACAAGUCUGCCGACAGAAAGGCGCGGAAGGCUGAACAAAAGAGGGCCAAGGAGGAGGAAGAGGCUCGUCAAGUAGCGGAGCUCAGUGUCUACAGUGCUACGGAUAACCCCUUCCAUGACGUCAACCUCAGCCAACAAUUCCGCUGGCAUAAGAAGAAUGAGAAGGAGCGCAAGCAAGGCUUGUCCCUCGAAGAGGCGCAGAGGAGGGAUGCCAUCCGACGGCAGGAGGCAAAGGAGGAACUGGAGCGCUUGAACAGGAGGCGUGCGGAACGAGAGGCAGAGCAAAGGUUACGGGAGGAGGAGGAAGUGAGAAUGCAGAGGCUGGCGGAGUCUGUGCAGAUGGCUGACUGGCUCUCGAAAGAAGAGGGCUUCCAGUUGGAGCAGGAGCGCAGGCGUGCCGCAAUCCGCAUCAAGGAGAAGAGAGCCAAGGCUGUCGACUUCUUGGCCCUCAAUCUGCGAUAUGUCAAUCCUCCUGACGAGGAAGCUGAACAGGAAGAUGACGAUGGCCUGGAGAUUGACUUGGAUGAGCCGUAUAACAUAAUUGACAGUCUUUCGCCGGAGCAAGUAGAGGAAUUGCACGACGAUAUUGAGAGAUAUCUUGGGCUAGAACAGUCAGAAGUCAAUAUCGAAUUCUGGACGAACAUGAUGGUCAUAUGCAAAGAUCAGUUGGACCGAAUCACAGCCAACAAACGCUUGGGCGUGGAGGCCGCCGCGGCUGUAGAAGCCGAUAUUACUGCAGUCCUUCAAGGCAAAUCUUUCGAGCAUCUGCUCGUGCUCCAGAAGCAGGUUCAGGCUAAGCUUACUAGUGGUGAACCUAUUGACACCGACUACUGGGAGAGUUUACUGAAGAAAAUGCUCGUCUGGAAAGCAAAGGCUAAGCUCAAGACUCUCCACGAGGUGGUCGUACGCAACCGUCUAGAGCAACUUCGCAAACGGCAGCGCGACGAGGCUUUGCAAGCCCAAGAAGAACUGCUUGCUGGUGUUGCCAAGUCAGCGUCUAGAAAUGACGGGCGGCAUGUCGUCCCUGUUGUUGACAAUGAGCAGCAAGAGGCUGUUGCGGCAGAAGAUGUCGAGGAGUAUCACAGAUCAAUGAGCCCGGAGCUCCUUGACAUCAGGCGAUUGCCCUACGAGGAGCGGCAAAUUGAUAUUGUUACUGCCAAGGAGGACCUGCGUGCACUCAUGGAACAACGGCGUGCGGUUGCAGCUUCUCGCUUUGUGCCAAAGACCGCACAAGCCCCUGUACAGGAGCAUCAUGACGAGGAGGCUUCCAGUAAUGCGGAUCUUGCCUCCGAGGCUCUAUACCGUGCAGAAGCCGAGCGAGAGCUGGACGAAGAGGAAGAGCUGUUCAACGUUGAGGAGAAUAUUACCCACCCGACAUCUUACAACUGGGAGGAUAAAUAUCGACCUCGUAAGCCUCGCUACUUCAAUCGCGUGCACACGGGGUAUGAAUGGAACAAGUACAACCAAACACAUUACGAUACGGAUAAUCCCCCACCAAAGGUUGUACAAGGAUACAAGUUCAACAUAUUCUACCCCGACCUCAUCGAUAAGUCGAAGGCACCUACGUACAAAAUUGUCAAAGAGCCCGGAAACGACGAGACUGUGCUCCUGCAUUUCAGCGCCGGCCCUCCAUACGAAGACAUUGCGUUCCGGAUUGUCAACAGGGAAUGGGAGUUCUCUCACAAACGUGGAUUCCGAAGCAGCUUCGAUCGGGGAUGUUUGUCGCUCUGGUUCAACUUCCGUCGUAAUUUCUAUCGGAAGUGA
This is a messenger RNA of Postia placenta MAD-698-R-SB12, 2007 nucleotides long. RefSeq lists its product as hypothetical. Gene Ontology annotation, cellular component: cytoplasm; spliceosomal complex. The transcript is spliced from 10 exons. The record is from RefSeq and is a predicted model, not a curated record. NCBI's taxonomy places the organism in Eukaryota, Fungi, Basidiomycota, Agaricomycetes, Polyporales, Adustoporiaceae. The coding region runs from base 1 to 2007 and encodes 668 amino acids. Gene Ontology annotation, molecular function: protein binding. Gene Ontology annotation, biological process: mRNA cis splicing, via spliceosome.